Helianthus annuus (common sunflower) is the source of this 2174-nucleotide messenger RNA. Its product is annotated as phosphoglucomutase, chloroplastic. Gene Ontology annotation, biological process: carbohydrate metabolic process. Lineage: Eukaryota; Viridiplantae; Streptophyta; Magnoliopsida; Asterales; Asteraceae. Gene Ontology annotation, cellular component: cytosol. Gene Ontology annotation, molecular function: magnesium ion binding; phosphoglucomutase activity. The transcript is spliced from 22 exons. Bases 83 to 1972 code for a protein of 629 amino acids. The record is from RefSeq and is a predicted model, not a curated record.
AUUUUCAUAUCCCAACAGUCUGUCACCGUCGAUCUCUCUCUCUCCUUCACCAUUUCAGUCCACUCCACAGGUUCACUCACCAAUGGCGACCACCGGAGCAGCAACGUCACUCCUCUCUCCACCGUCACUCCACCGCCUCACCGCCACCGGUACAACUUCCGCUUCCUUUUCCUUUCUCCGUACAUCUUCUCCGUCGUCGUUUCCGUUGCUAUUUUCCUCACGAAUACCUUCGAAAAUCCCAUCGGAAUCUUCCGCAAUCAAAUCCUCUUCGUCUACAACGUUCACAGAGUCUCAAGAUCUAAAGGUGAAUACGAUUCCUACGAAGCCGAUCGAAGGCCAGAAAACCGGAACCAGUGGUCUCCGGAAGAAGGUGAAAGUGUUUAUGCAAGAGAAUUAUCUAGCAAACUGGAUUCAGGCAUUGUUCAAUUCGUUGCCACCUGAGGAUUAUAAGAAUGCUUUGCUAGUGUUAGGAGGUGACGGUCGGUACUUUAACAAAGAAGCUGCACAGUUGAUUAUUAAAAUUGCUGCUGGCAAUGGAGUUGGUAAAAUUUUGGUGGGCAAGGAAGGUAUACUAUCAACACCCGCUGUAUCUGCAAUUAUAAGGAAGAGAAAGGCAAAUGGUGGUUUUAUAAUGAGUGCAAGUCAUAAUCCUGGUGGUCCUGAAUAUGACUGGGGCAUCAAGUUCAAUUACAGCAGUGGGCAACCUGCUCCCGAGUCCAUCACUGAUAAGAUUUAUGGAAACACACUUUCGAUAUCUGAAAUAAAGCUAGCUGAUAUUCCAGAUGUGGAUCUUUCUAGUGUUGGAGUUUCAAAAUAUGGCAACUUUAGCGUGGAAAUAGUUGACCCAGUCUCUGAUUAUUUGGAUAUAAUGGAGGAGGUCUUUGAUUUUUCACUAAUCAAAAGUCUAGUUUCUCGGCCAGACUUCAGGCUCACAUUUGAUGCAAUGCAUGCGGUUACAGGUGCUUAUGCAAAUCCAAUUUUUGUAGACAAGCUUGGAGCUAGUCAGGAUUCGAUAUGUAAUGGAGUGCCUCUAGAAGAUUUUGGGCACGGUCAUCCUGACCCUAAUCUAACAUAUGCGAAGGAUUUGGUCAACAUUAUGUAUAGUGACAACGGGCCUGAUUUUGGAGCCGCAAGUGACGGAGAUGGCGAUAGAAAUAUGAUUCUUGGUAGACAGUUUUUUGUGACUCCUUCAGAUUCUGUUGCUAUUAUUGCAGCCAAUGCACAAGAAUCUAUUCCGUACUUUAAAAGCGGGCCAAAGGGUUUAGCUCGUUCUAUGCCAACAAGCGGUGCUCUUGAUCGUGUAGCCGAGAAAUUGAGUCUCCCAUUCUUUGAGGUUCCUACCGGUUGGAAAUUCUUUGGGAACUUGAUGGAUGCUGGAACUCUGUCAAUUUGUGGGGAAGAAAGUUUUGGAACAGGUUCUGAUCACAUUCGUGAGAAGGAUGGUAUAUGGGCUGUGUUAGCAUGGCUGUCUAUAAUUGCAUACAGAAACAAAAACAAGAAACCUGGAGAGAAAUUAGUCUCUGUUGCUGACAUUGUAAAAGAGCAUUGGACUACUUAUGGCCGGAACUACUUCUCCAGAUACGAUUAUGAGGAAUGCGAGUCAGAAGGAGCUAAUGAAAUGAUCAAUUAUCUUAGAGACUUGAUCUCUAAAAGCAAACAAGGAGACAAAUACGGCAAUUAUACUCUUCAACUUGCUGAUGACUUCAAGUAUACAGAUCCAGUAGAUGGGAGUGUAUCUACAAAACAAGGUGUUCGAUUUGUCUUCACAGAUGGUUCAAGGAUCAUAUUUCGUUUAUCAGGGACUGGAUCAGCAGGCGCAACUGUUAGAAUUUACAUAGAACAAUUUGAACCUGAUGUCUCAAAACAUGACUUGGAUGCUCAGGUGGCACUGAAACCCUUGAUAGAUCUGGCACUAACUGUCUCAAAGCUGAAGGAUUUCACUGGAAGAGAAAAGGCUACAGUAAUCACAUAGAAUUCUAAUUUUCCAAGACUAAAGUCUCUUCAGAAGUGUCAUUGUAGUAGGUGGUGUUCCACUUCCUCAUACAUCAUUAUUAUAUAUAUAUUUACAUAUAAAUGACUUUUUUUGUUGAGCAUUUUAUUCGAUAAAAUCUACUACUACGAGGAGGAUGAUGAAUAUUGUAAUUUUUUAUUUAAUAAAAGUAAAUUAGUAUCAA